Molecule: messenger RNA, 2639 nt
Organism: Astrephomene gubernaculifera
Lineage: Eukaryota; Viridiplantae; Chlorophyta; Chlorophyceae; Chlamydomonadales; Astrephomenaceae
Source: the annotation of a GenBank genome assembly
AUUUCUUAGACGUCAGAACUUGGAGAAAGUUACCCCGAGGACCUGGCGUGGCUUUUUACCUCAUAGCUGAUUAAGUAUGUUCCAUUCAGGCCUUACGAGUAAUAUCUAGUUAGGUUAAUGUUACUUUUGGCGUAUAGCCUCCGCCACAACCCUUUAUAGACGGCCACAGCCCAAGCUCGGAGAGCGGAGAGAAAAGCUUAAUUGGACGCAGGUGCUUCCGCAGCGCGACCAUCUUUGCAAAGUCCGUGCGCAGUGGGGUGAGCAGACAUGGCUAGCGAGCGGCCGCGGACGGCGCCGGAGCCGCCGGGCGCAUUGAAAACGAGCCCCAGCAUCUACAUGGGCCCUGUGUCCCCCGACCGCAAGAAGUUCGCCAACUGCCUCACGGCGGGAGUGCCGCACUGCCCCCACCACCAACCCAAGUCGCCAUUUGCGCCCUCAGGUGUGUCGCUGCCCCGCCCCUGGCUCCCCUUCUCCGUGGUGCCGCUGCCGCCCUGUCUGGUGUUCGAGACGUGGUGGUACGAGGGAGCCGAGCGGGUUCACAUGCAUAUCACGUACGAUACGGCAACACGACAGUGUACUGCGGGUACCCACGUGACCCUAGGGAUGGACGUCACCAGUGCCGCGGGGGCGCCCAUCGAUGAGUACGACCUGCAUGUGGGGGCGGAGCUGCGGGUAGCGGGCAGGAAGGUGACGUUGAGGAAGGCUAUCACCCUUCCCACUCUCAUCUGGUUGGAUCAGCAAGCCCGAGCCAUGCUCGUCUCCAAGUACCGACUGGAGUCCGAACUCGCCAAAUUCCGACCCGUGGUUCCGGUGCUCGGACAGUACGGCGACGCGCAACGAGCCGAGCCAUUCGACCUCAGCACCCACCAACACAUGCCGGCAGGCGGACGGAUAAACCUAAGAGCGCUGUACGACACAGUUAUGAGCCUCGCGGAGCAGUUGAAGCAACAUCGAGUACGACUGCCUAAACUUCCCGACGUGGUUUCGGAGCGGAUCGGAAGCGCGGUUGAGGCGCUGUCCGCGCCGCCGGACUGGUCGCCGGAUCGGCGGGAGUCGGAUCGUCGCGAGGCGGAGGCGCGACAGCGCGAGGCGCUGGCGUUACCGCCCGACGACACCUGGCGCCACGACCUGAUGAACUGGCUGAACUCCAUCCCACUCGCCGCAUCCUGCUGCGCUAGCUACCCGGGUGCCACAGCCAUAGCAGCCACGGAUACAAAGGUGGGCGGGAAGGGGGACAAGGAGCGAGGCGGGCGAGGGGUACGAGGCGGCGGCGUAGCCGCCGCCGCCGCUGCCGCCGCCGGGGUCGGCGGCGGCGCCGCAUUGGCGUUCAACAUCAGCGUGCUGAGUCGCUACGGCGGAGGCAUUGCGUCGGCGGUGGGGAGCGGUAGCGGCGGCAGCGGUGGCGCCGGUGGGUCGAGGUUGCAGGGCGCGGUCGCGAGUGCGUUGACGGGUAUGUUGGCGGGACGCGGCGGGUUGGGCGGCGGUACGGCAACGCCCAUGUCUCCGAGGCUGGGGCUGGCGGCGGGGGUGCCGCAGUCGCCGGCGUCGGUGCGGGUGGCGUCGCGGCAGCGGACGGGGUUAUAAGGGCGGAGUUUUGUUGGCUGGUUGGUUGUGUACCCUGUAUGUAGAUUAUCGUACGCUGGUAGCCGUACGAUAACUUGUGUUAGUUGGGGCAGGUUGAUGAUGGGGCCUGGAAGGCAGGUGUACGUGUGGCCGGCGGCGAAAUGCUUGCCGAGCAAAAGCGAGCGAGUGAGCAAACUCUUAACUGUUGUACCGCUUACAAUCACGACCCAUGGGUCAAUGAUGGUCCAUUAGACAUUACCUAUUGUUGACCGUAACUUUGACUGCCUAUUGAAAUUGUUUAGGGACUUGUUUUGCAUUUGUGUUGGCGCAUGCAGGUUGGUGGGGGGGCUGGUGCAGGUGCGGGAAAGGGCGCAUGUGGGGCCCUUCCUUCGCAGGAUGGAUGGCAGGCUGGAUGGAAGUGUAGGAGUAGCAGCCUACCUGUGUGUGCUGCUAGUGCAUUAAAGGGAACUGCUGCUGGUAGCCAUCCAGCUCACCAAUGCUUUGUUGCCAAUGCAAAUGGGGAAAGACCUGGUAACGCUUACAUCAAUGGGGGCCCCGAGCGCAGUGCGUUGGAUGCGGAGUAAUGGAUUGCAAAGGCAGGCUGCUAAGUUGUCGAUACCCUUUGACAAGGCAAACAAUUGGAAAUUCAACUCCUACAUGCUUUUGCUAUUCCUGGUACGGCAUCACGUAAUGGCUACCCGUGCUGACGUGGCUAUUACAGGUAUCAUUGGCCAUGACGUUAUGAGCCAGCAUCGGUACGACAACCAGUUUGAUCAAGGGUGGCUGCAUGUGUGGUCAUGCGGUUGAUGCCUCUUGACUGUGUCGGCUGGACGGACUAUGGCGGUGAUGAUGAUGAUGAUUACAAGCUUGAGGCUCGCAAGGCCCAGCCGAGCCAGGAGUGUGACCAACUUUGCUUCGUGCUGUACGCACUUGCAACAGUUGCAAACAAGGACGGUUACGUUGCCAAUGCCACAAAUUGAGGUUAUAUGCACCGACAAACAGCAACCGCGUGCGGCGGUGCCCCAAGCCGCCAAGCGCUGUCCCAAGCUAACCCUAUGUACAACACUCGCGGCCAG